Molecule: messenger RNA, 1188 nt
Organism: Scedosporium apiospermum
Lineage: Eukaryota; Fungi; Ascomycota; Sordariomycetes; Microascales; Microascaceae
Product: Flap endonuclease 1
Exons: 4
Coding region: 1-1188 (395 amino acids)
Cellular component (GO): nucleus; cytoplasm
Molecular function (GO): 5'-3' exonuclease activity; DNA binding; 5'-flap endonuclease activity
Source: RefSeq, a predicted model, not a curated record
AUGGGCAUCAAGAACCUGGCGUCCAUCAUCAAGGAGCAUGCUCCUGACGCGAUCAAGGAGGGGGAGAUCAAGAACCACUUUGGGCGCAAAGUAGCAAUUGAUGCAUCCAUGAGCAUCUACAGCUUCCUCAUCGCCGUCCGCAGCGAAGGCCAACAACUAAUGGACGAAAGCGGCCAAACCACCUCUCACCUAAUGGGCAUGUUCUACCGCACCCUGCGCAUGGUCGACAACGGGAUCAAACCGCUCUACGUCUUCGACGGCGCCCCCCCGAAACUCAAAUCCGGCGAACUCGCCAAACGCUUCCAGCGCAAGCAAGAAGCCCACGAAGGGCUCGAGGAGGCCAAGGAGACGGGUACGUCGGAGGACGUGGAAAAGUUCGCGCGCCGCACGGUGAGGGUGACGAGGGAGCACAACGCUGAGUGUCAGAGGUUGCUGAAGCUCAUGGGGAUUCCGUAUAUCGUUGCGCCGACGGAGGCAGAGGCGCAGUGUGCGGUUUUGGCGAGGGCGGGAAAGGUGUUUGCUGCUGCGAGUGAGGAUAUGGAUACGUUGUGUUUUAAUUCGCCGAUUUUGUUGAGGCAUCUUACGUUUAGUGAGCAGCGGAAGGAGCCUAUUCAGGAGAUUCAUCUUGAUAAGGUGCUCGAAGGGUUGGAUAUGUCGAGGGAUCAGUUUGUCGACUUUUGCAUUCUCCUCGGCUGCGACUACCUCGACCCCAUCCCCAAAGUCGGCCCCACAACAGCCCUCAAACUCAUCCGCGAACACAAAACCCUCGAAAAAGUCGUCGAAGCCAUCCAAAAGGACCCCAAAGAGCGCUUCAAGCUCCCCGAAGACUGGCCCUACGAAGACGCGCGCGAGCUCUUCUUCCACCCGGACGUGCGCCCGGCCUCCGACCCCCUCUGCGACUUCAAAUGGGACAAGCCCGACAUCGAGGGACUCGUGCAGUUCCUCGUCACGGAAAAGGGGUUCUCGGAGGACAGGGUGAGGGCAGGGGGCAAGAGGUUGGAGAAGAAUCUGAAGAGCGCGCAGCAGGUUAGGUUGGAUGGCUUUUUUAAGGUGAUUCCGAAGACGGAGGAGGAGAAGGCUGCGCUGAAGAGGAAGAAUGAGGAGAAGAAUGUGGAGAAGAGGAAGAAGUUGAAGGAGGAGAAGAAGGAGAAGGCGAAGGCUAAGGCGAAGCCGAGGGCUGCUGGUUAA